This is a messenger RNA of Tupaia belangeri chinensis (Chinese tree shrew), 4871 nucleotides long. It is a transcript of the gene PCDH18, whose product is annotated as protocadherin 18. The transcript has 4 exons. Gene Ontology annotation, molecular function: calcium ion binding. The record is from RefSeq and is a predicted model, not a curated record. Bases 170 to 3568 code for a protein of 1132 amino acids. Gene Ontology annotation, cellular component: plasma membrane. Gene Ontology annotation, biological process: homophilic cell-cell adhesion. Lineage: Eukaryota; Metazoa; Chordata; Mammalia; Scandentia; Tupaiidae.
CAAAAGUUUGCGAGCUGUUAAUUGCUGUGCUGCAUGAUUAAGAGCCGCUUUCAAGUUUCAAGUACCAAAUGUAGCUUAGCUUUGAGUUGCCAAAGGAAGCGGAGGGAAUCGCUUUGCUGUUGUAACUUGCUCUGUGAGGGGAAUCGCAGAAACCGACCGACGGUACCAAAUGAAUUCUAAAAUGCACUUUAGUUUGGUGUUUGCACUGCUGCUAGUAUCGUUCGACCACCGUGUCCUGGGCAAGAAUUUGAAAUACAGGAUUUAUGAGGAACAGAGGGUUGGAUCGGUAAUUGCAAGACUAUCAGAGGAUGUGGCUGAUGUUUUAUUGAAGCUACCUAAUCCUUCUACCGUUCGCUUCCGAGCCAUACAGAGGGGAAAUUCUCCUUUACUGGUAGUGAAUGAGAAUACCGGGGAGAUCAGCAUAGGGGCUAUCAUUGACCGUGAACAACUAUGCCAGAAAAACUUGAACUGUUCCAUAGAGUUUGACGUGAUCACUCUACCCACAGAGCAUCUGCAGCUCUUCCAUAUCGAAGUCGAAGUGCUGGAUAUUAAUGACAAUUCUCCCCAGUUUUCGAGAGCUAUCAUACCUAUUGAGAUAUCUGAGAGCGCGGCCGUUGGGACGCGGAUCCCCCUGGACAGUGCGUUUGAUGCAGACGUUGGGGAAAAUUCCCUCCACACGUACUCGCUCUCGGCCAAUGAUUUUUUUAAUAUCGAGGUUCGGACCAGAACUGAUGGGGCCAAGUGUGCAGAACUCAUUGUGGUCAGAGAGUUGGAUCGGGAGCUGAAGUCGAGCUAUGAGCUUCAGCUCACUGCCUCGGACAUGGGGGUGCCUCAGAAGUCUGGCUCCUCCACACUCAAAAUUAGCAUUUCGGACUCCAAUGACAAUAGCCCUGCUUUUGAGCAGCAGUCUUAUAUAAUACAACUCUUAGAAAACUCCCCCGUGGGCACUUUGCUCCUCGAUCUGAACGCCACUGAUCCAGAUGAGGGCGCUAAUGGGAAAAUCGUGUAUUCCUUCAGCAGCCAUGUGUCUCCCAGAAUUAUAGAGACUUUUAAAAUUGAUUCAGAAAAAGGACAUUUGACUCUUUUCAAGCAAGUGGAUUAUGAAAUCACCAAAUCUUAUGAGAUUGAUGUUCAGGCUCAAGAUUUGGGUCCGAACUCAAUCCCAGCUCAUUGCAAAAUUAUAAUUAAUGUUGUGGACGUGAACGACAAUAAACCUGAAAUUAACAUAAACCUCAUGUCUCCUGGAAAAGAAGAAAUAUCUUAUAUUUUUGAAGGGGAUCCUAUUGAUACAUUUGUUGCUUUGGUCAGGGUUCAAGACAAGGAUUCUGGGCUGAAUGGAGAAAUCGCGUGUAAGCUUCAUGGGCAUGGUCACUUUAAACUCCAGAAGAAGUAUGAAAAUAAUUAUUUAAUCUUGACUAAUGCCACACUGGAUAGAGAAAAGAGAUCUGAAUAUAGUUUGACUGUAAUCGCGGAAGACAAGGGGACACCCAGUCUGUCUACAGUAAAGCAUUUUACUGUUCAAAUCAAUGAUAUAAAUGACAAUCCACCGCACUUCCAGAGAAGCCGAUACGAGUUUGUCAUCUCAGAGAAUAACUCGCCAGGGGCGUAUAUCACCACUGUGACGGCCACAGAUCCCGAUCUUGGGGAAAAUGGCCAAGUGACCUAUACCAUUUUGGAGAGUUUUAUCCUGGGAAGUUCUAUCACCACAUAUGUAACCGUUGACCCAUCUAAUGGUGCCAUCUAUGCCCUCAGAAUCUUUGACCACGAGGAAGUGAAUCAGAUCACCUUUGUGGUUGAAGCGAGAGAUGGAGGAAGUCCGAAGCAACUUGUAAGCAACACCACAGUGGUGCUCACCAUCAUGGAUGAAAACGACAACGUCCCUGUGGUUAUAGGGCCUGCACUGCGCAAUAAUACCGCAGAAGUCUCCAUCCCCAAAGGGGUGGAAAGCGGCUUUCAUGUCACCAGAAUCAGGGCGAUUGACAGAGACUCUGGUGUGAACGCUGAACUCAGCUGCUCCAUAGUAGCGGGAAAUGAGGAGAAUGUCUUUGUAAUCGAUCCACGAUCAUGUGACAUCCAUACCAAUGUGAGCAUGGACUCUGUUUCCUCCAGCGAAUGGGAGCUCUCCGUCAUCAUCCAGGACAAAGGCAAUCCCCAGCUGUACACCAAAGUCCUUCUGAAGUGCAUGAUCUUCGAAUAUGCAGAGUCAGUGACAAGCACAGCCAUGACCUCAGUAAGCCAGGCAUCCUUAGAUGUCUCCAUGAUUAUAAUUAUUUCCUUAGGAGCAAUUUGUGCGGUGUUGUUGGUGAUCAUGGUGCUAUUUGCAACUAGGUGUAACCGAGAAAAGAAAGACACUAGAUCCUACAACUGCAGAGUAGCAGAAUCAACUUAUCAGCACCACCCAAAAAGGCCAUCCAGGCAGAUUCACAAAGGGGACAUCACAUUGGUGCCUACCAUCAAUGGCACUCUGCCCAUCAGAUCCCAUCACAGAUCAUCUCCAUCUUCAUCUCCUACCUUAGAAAGAGGGCAGAUGGGUAGCCGGCAGAGUCACAACAGUCACCAGUCACUCAACAGUUUGGUGACAAUCUCAUCGAACCACGUGCCGGAGAAUUUCUCAUUAGAACUCACCCAUGCCACUCCUGCUGUUGAGCAGGUCUCUCAGCUUCUUUCAAUGCUUCACCAGGGACAGUAUCAACCACGACCAAGUUUUCGAGGAAACAAAUACUCCAGGAGCUAUAGAUACGCCCUUCAAGACAUGGACAAAUUUAGCUUGAAAGACAGUGGCCGGGGUGACAGUGAAGCAGGCGACAGUGAUUAUGAUUUGGGGCGAGAUUCUCCAAUAGACAGGCUGUUGGGUGAAGGAUUCGGUGACCUGUUUCUGACAGAUGGGAGAAUCCCAGCAGCCAUGAGGCUCUGCACGGAGGAGUGCAGGGUCCUGGGACACUCGGACCAGUGCUGGAUGCCACCGCUGCCCUCGCCGUCCUCUGAUUACAGGAGUAACAUGUUCAUCCCGGGAGAGGAGUUCCCCUCGCAGCCCCAGCAGCAGCACCCGCACCAGGGACUCGAGGACGACACCCAGCCUGCAGAUUCCAGCGAGAAGAAGAAGAGUUUCUCCACCUUUGGGAAGGACUCCCCGCACGAGGAGGACAGCGGGGAUGCGGGCACGUCCUCGCUGCUCUCGGAAAUGAGCAGUGUGUUCCAGCGCCUGCUGCCCCCUUCCCUGGACACCUAUUCCGAGUGCACCGAGGGGGAUCGCUCCAACUCCCUGGAACGCCGGAAGGGACCCUUGCCAGCCAAAACUGUGGGUUACCCACAAGGAGUGGCAGCCUGGGCGGCCAGUACGCAUUUCCAAAACCCCACCAACAACCCUGGGCCCCCACUUGGGACUCACUCCAGCGUGCAGCCUUCUUCCAAAUGGCUGCCAGCCAUGGAGGAAAUCCCUGAAAAUUACGAAGAAGAUGAUUUUGACAAUGUGCUCAACCACCUCAACGAUGGCAAACACGAACUCAUGGACGCCAGCGAGCUGGUGGCUGAGAUUAACAAACUGCUUCAAGAUGUCCGCCAGAGCUAGGAGAUGUGAGCAGGGCCUUUCUGUUUCCAUAUGUUUGGAAAUGGGGGACGGGGAAAAAAAACCCUGAACGAACCUGGCGUGGCCAAAUAGUUGCAUUUAUCAUAAAUGUGUCUGUGUAUAUUGAAUAUUAAAUACUGUAUUUUCGUAUGUACACAAUGCAAGUGUGAUUAUUUUAAUCUGUAUUUUAAAAAUACAUUUGUACCUUAUAUUUAUGUGUAAUUUAACAAACAAAUUUUAUUUUUUUACUCCCAUGACAAACAUGUCUCUCCUAAUCAUGUAGAAAUUAGGCACUGUUUCGAUUUGAGAUGCUGUUCCACCGUGAAGUAUAAAGGCACUGCUUAGACUAGUUAUGUUGGUGAAGAAUGAUUUUGCUGUAGACACCCCCCCCCAAGAGCAUUACUCAGUUCUUAGCCCCAUUAAGUGAUCCAGCUUCUUCUUCAAUACUUUCUGAAAUAAGUAAGCGUUAUUCGAAAUGUUAAGCUAUGUUGUUAUUAUUACUUUCACCGCUUUCUGCUAGCUCUGGCAGUUUAACUCGUACCACAAAGUUGAAAAAUGAAAUGAAAUUUUAUUGUAGAACUGGGAGGUAUCUUGAAAAAUAUGAGAUGACUUAUCUCCAAUGCAUUUUUCACGAUGAUGAAAACAAGACGAAAGCCAAUGUGUCUUGACUCCAAGGGCUGUACUUUUGCAGGGCGUUGUACUGGCCUGUUCUUGGGAAUAUUUCAUCUACAGUAUUAGUGUCUACCUGUAAUUAAGGGAAAAACUUUAUACCAUCUUUGUAAUAUGAGACUCAGUCCAUGGAAAUGGAAUCUGUCCUUUAAAUGGAUAAUUAUGUAUGCUACGGCUUCAAGUAUUGAUGGACAAAGACAGUUACGUCAGCGUCCCUCCUAGGGUAGUAAAUAUAACUGAUUUAUUCUGAAACCGUCCUAUUCGAAUUUUCCCCUCUCUUCUCACAGUACUUGAACAUUUUUACCUUUUGCAAUUUUUUUCUUUUGCUCUAACGAUUUCUAGCUUUUGCCUCCAGUGCAUGCUCUAUUUUUACUUUUAUUUUUAGUAUAUGCACAUUUAUAAAAAUCAUGCUUUUGUUAUGGCAAUUCUGUUUUAUUUGUUGUGUGACAAACGAGAAGUUCUUUAUUUAUUGUGCUGUUCUCUCUCUGUGUGGAAUGCCUUGGUAAGAGAGAUACUUAUUAUGACUAUUAUCAUUUAUGACCAAGCUUCUAUUAAUGUUAUUUCUAUUAAUACACUCUUAAUUGUACUCUUCAGACAAUUUUACUGUCAAUGAAAAUAAAAGGAAAAUGAAAGUAAA